Molecule: messenger RNA, 2697 nt
Organism: Lodderomyces parapsilosis
Lineage: Eukaryota; Fungi; Ascomycota; Pichiomycetes; Serinales; Debaryomycetaceae
Exons: 1
Coding region: 1-2697 (898 amino acids)
Source: RefSeq, a predicted model, not a curated record
AUGGCUCAAAAGAAGAUGAAGCUACCACAAACGGCUGAAGAUGAAGAAGCUACCAUUGUUACACCUGCUCCCGCAAAGAAUGAAGGUAAUAGCAAGAACAAGAAGGAAAACAACAAUAAGAAAGAGAAUAACAACAAGAAGGAGAACAAGGAGGACAGCAAUGACGCUAAUAACGAUGACAACCAUAACGAACCCACUUCAAUUGACCACAAUACGACUACUACCACUAGCAAAAGGCUACGCAUGAACCUUUCGAAGCCCAAACUACGGUGGGUUGUACAUCCUUUAGCUAUUGUACUAUAUUCCUUCAUAUUAAACUUGACAGACAUUAUACUAUACACCAAACUCACAAAGGGGUAUCAUUUGGCCAAUUUCAUCCCCAUCUCAUGCUUGUGUUGUGAUGCAUUCAUUUUUGUUAUUGUUGUUUAUGAACAACAUCCAAACAUCAUCAAACUCAAUCGUCGUUGGUCCAAGAAUUUGUAUUGGUUUAUUGACAAGAUUUUGAAAAAGGCAGUUUGGCUUUUCCUUCUUGUUAUGUGCAUUUUAAAUGUUGUACGAUUAUCACUGGGCAAAAUAUCAAAUCCAUUGGAUCUCAAUCAAACUGUUGUUCAGAAUUUACAUUUAACUAGUAGUCAAAGAAUUGCCUAUUUGGUUAUCAGUUUGUUUAGCUUAUUAUUCAAUUGUGCAUUGUUGGGUAUUUGGUGGUCUACUAGCAUUUCAUCAGUUUACUUGCUAUUUGCAUGCAUCAAUUUUAUUCAAAUAUUGAUUAGCAUUUCCAUUAUUCAAAUCAAUAUUGACUUGAUCAAUGUUUCAUACGAUCGGUUUGCCAAAAGAAUGCACAAUUUGUUUAUUCUUAGUAGUGCAUUUGUCAUUGGUCAGAGUAUAAUGGGGGAGACAAUAACAUUGUUGGUUAAUGACAAGAAUAGAUUGAGUCCUUUAAUUGGAAGGUUGAUUUUUGCAUAUGACUUGUUGAUUUGUUUCCUUGGGUUAUUGUACAUUGCAUGUACUGCAAUUGCCAGUGUCAAGUUUGAUUACAAGCCAAUGGAAAAUCUUAAUGAAGUUCCAGUUAGUGUACCCAUUUUGUUUGGAUGUGGGUUGGGACUUAUGAUUUUGGAAUUUUUAUGCACUAGAUAUUUUAGGUUAAGGACCAUGACUACUCACUAUGAAGUUGAAGAGUAUGACUUAUGUGGAUUAACACCACACCAAAAACACGGAUGGAGUAAGUUGAUUGACUUGAAUAAAAAAUACAAUGCUGGUAUUUCGGGUGAUUACGUUAUCUCGCUUAUGGAAAACUAUGUGCAUGCUGAUUUACCAGGUAUGAAGUGUAAAGUGUUGCGUGUUUUCAACAAGAGUGAAAAGACAUUACAACAACAGGAGCAACAACAAACUCCACACUCUCAACGCCAAUCAACAUCGAAUGAAAAGCAAAAUGAAAAAAGUCACAAUAUCGGACUAUUCCAAAACAAGACUCGAGACACUGACUCGACUAAAUUAACCCACAUGACUGAUGAAAAGGGUGACAAGAGGAAAAUGUAUCGAGCAUUUGAUGAAUUAGAUCAAGACUCAUUAUUGUUCAUGAAUGCUCCCACGCUUUUUAGCAGUGAUGAUUCAAUUCACGAUUUGGAAGAGCAAUUCAAACCAUUGAGUAAAAAUCAAUUGAAAAAAUUGGCUAAAAAGAAUAAGAAGGACAAGGCAGCAUUGGAAUUACAAGCAUUGGAAAACAAUACGGAAGAAUUUUACCAAGAGUUGAUGAAUACUCAAGCACUUGUAUUGUUGACAAUUGUUGAAGAGUUUGAUUUGAGUGAACGUAUCCCUGGUUGGAUUGGUAAAAAGAUGAACAAGUGGUUCGGUAAGAAUUCAAGAUUCCCCAUCUUGUGUAUUAAGUUUGGUUUAUUGGGAUUCCAUUGGCCAUUUAAGAGAUCUACUUUUUAUUGUUCAUCCACGAAGAAGCCCAUUGCUAGAAGUGCCAGUGUACUUUAUGCCAUCUCAGAAUGGAACAAGACCAACGAAAAAUGUACUGUAUUAUUGGAUCCUAUCUAUAAGGAUGCUACAUUCGAAGCUGGUGUUGAUUAUUCUGGUUGGGUUAAAAUUAAUUUACCUAGUAGUCAUAUCAUUGACUUGCGUCCAUUCCACAAUCAAACCAGUACUGAAUAUUUCAAAGCGAUUAAGUACAGAAAUCAAGAUAAUGCAUUCAAACAAGCCAAGGGACAAGUUAUUGAGUCAAACACUUUCAAUUUUGAAAAUUGUCAGGAAAUUAUUGUCAUGAAUAACCACAUUGCCAAUAAUCGUCAACUGAAUGGACAAUCAUCACAAUUGCUCCACCCUGACUGGGAAUUUAUUUACAAUUUGGGCAACUACUCGAACGAAAAGAAAUAUCGAUCAUUACUUUUCCUUAAAGUUGAUGAUGAAAUUAUUGCCUCGUGUGUUAUUUUCCGGUUGGGUGAAACCAUGACUUCAGAUAUACAAGGUUUAAACCAUGAAAUUAGCAAGAAAUACAAGGCAUAUUUUGUCAUGAUGCAAGAAGUUAUCAAGAUGGGAUUACGCGAAAAUGUAUCAUUUAUUGAUUUUGGCCCCACUACUGAAGAUGCUAAAGUAGCUAUUGGAUGUAGUGUUGUGCCUUUGAUGGGAUCGAUUUAUCCAAAGAGUAAAUUUAUGGGUCCUAUUAUCAAGUUUGCUGCUAGUAAAGUAGAUGUAUAG